AUGGUAAGCAUAGAUCACAAAAAUGUUUUUGAGUAUAUCAGGAUAUUCAUACAAUAAAUAAAUUGAAAACUGCUAUAUUAUUUAUAUUCUGAAUAUAUUCAAGAACAAUUUUUUUCCCAGAAAAUUACUGUCGAGUGAAUUGUAUAUGCAUGUACAUUUUUUCCAGCAAAAGCAUUAGUAAUUGACAAUUUGACAGGUCUUCUUUGUGUAAGCAAUCUCAUGUUUAUCUGUAUGGCCAAUUUAGGCAUCAAAAUUGUUUAGUUUUGGUGCAUUAAACUCUUCUAUGACUUGUCCUAUGUCUUCUUGGUAGACAUUUUCAUCGAAACAGCCUGAUUUUCUUAAAGGGAAGCUUACAUGCUAUCCUUAUUAGGUUACCUAAUAUGUAGAAUUGCCAUUUCAUAUGAAAUUUAUGACUUAUAUCUGCUAGGAUUUCUUCUAUGUUUUCAAUGGAAAUUAGAUAUAUCAAAAUUUAAUGACAUCUAGUCUCACAUUUAACUUUUACUCUUUUACACUUUACGGGUUGAGAGGCACUGUGUAGCCUAGUAAGGUGAGAGGUUGUGUCAGGCCAUCCACCAGGUGUAAGCCAUGUAGAAAUUUUUGCUUAAAAUGCAGUUUAAUGAGUCUAAAUUUCUGUUUCUUUCUGUCUUUAUGUGAGUUUCUAGGUCUUUCCCUUGUGCUCAUCUCUUGCUAGACAUUGAUUUUUCCUUCAGAUUCACUAGUUGAAACAACGAUCUUUUAGGAAUUGAGUUGUAUACAACGAGAUCACAUUGACUCAGGUGUAUUUUCUUUGUUUUUAUCGUACCUUUUACCUUGGUACUCUUGGAUAAUUUGAAAAUGAGAAUCAGGGGCAGACGGAUUGUCAAAACUCCUCCUUCUCCAACUAGCUCAGUUGGUUCCUCAGAAGAUCCCCCAGCACAGCAAGAAGAGCAAGAGGUAUUAUCGUUGCCCUUCAAUGGUGCGAUUUUUUUGCCCUACCAAAGAAAUCUGCAUGAUCAAUCAAUUAAAGAGGACACUGCAGGAGGUGUAACUGAAGAUGCUUAUAAGGAGAUCAACGAUUCCCAUGUUACUCCAAGGAGGGGGAAAGUGUUGAAUGCAGCUGUACCUGCCCAACAGGUUCUAAUUGUAGUAUCUUCUGAUGAGGAUGAACCUGCACUGAGGAGCACGAAGGUAGACCCAGAUGAAGUCACCAGCCGAAGGAUUCGUAAGAGAAUAGACAUCAGGGAUGUCAACAUGGGAAGAUCUAACCGUGCACGUAAUAAGCUGACUCAGGUUGGACAUGCACGCGUACGCGCCUCAGGUGUGGCAAGGGCUAGGGGCGUGCACAACAUUAUGCACAACCUAAUGCCUUCUUGUCCCAAAUCUGAAGAGGAGCUCGUUAAGAACGUUUAUGGUGAGGCAAAGAAGGUGCAAAGGAAAAGAUUCAGGCUUCUAAGAGAAUUCUAUGGUGUUUAGAAAGGCUUGAGGCAGUGAGGAACCUUAUUUGGACUAAAGCAGUGGUUUCUGAGUUGCAUGUUUUUCCGUUUCCUAGUAUUGUCGUGUUCGUCAGAGUUCGUUAAGGAAGUUUCGGUUGUUAGAAUGAAACAAUGCUUUUCUGAGUCGCAUGUUUUUCGGUUUCAUAGUGUCAUCGUUUGUGUGAGAUUUUUUAAGGAAUUCUUGAUUGUUGGAUUAAAAUUUGGUCUUCUGAUUUGGACUUGAAUUUCAUACCAGUUAUCAUCUUA
Pyrus x bretschneideri (Chinese white pear) is the source of this 1718-nucleotide messenger RNA. RefSeq lists its product as uncharacterized. The record is from RefSeq and is a predicted model, not a curated record. NCBI's taxonomy places the organism in Eukaryota, Viridiplantae, Streptophyta, Magnoliopsida, Rosales, Rosaceae. The transcript is spliced from 4 exons. Bases 835 to 1452 code for a protein of 205 amino acids.